CGAAAAUUAUAAAUUCAGUCUCUACAAUACUAGAAAAGAUAUCACUGAACACUAACCUAAAUAAACACAACGGUAACAACUGAUAAGAUUAAAAAUGUAAAGGUAUAGGUAACUGAAGUACGAUGACUAAAGAUAGGUUAGGUGAGCUUCUUAAUGCACAGAGAACAAGCAGUCGUAACAAUGAAGUGAAAGUAGACAUUAUCACAAACGGAGACGUGGAUAGUGCAAACCAAAAUGCGAAUUUACGAAAAGUUUUCGAAAGGGCUGAAGUUUUGGGACAGUGGAUAGAUAGUAUUGAGCAAAAUGUUGUCGCAAUCAAACAGUAUAUUGGAAGGUUGGAUACCUUGAGCGUUAAUCAUAGAGAUCUCACCGAUAAAAUCGAGGCAUUAUUCCAAAACAACACCAGUGUAUGUCACAAAAUCAAUGGAAAAUUAAAAGAAAUAGAAGGAGAAAUAAAAACAGCUAAUACCGACUCCGCGGAAGGCAGGAUAAAAUUAAUACAGUUCAAUACGUUAAAGACUCGUUAUACGAAAAUUUUUAAACUUAACAACACGGAGUUGGAAAAUUUUAGAAAUAUUCAGAAAGAGAAUUUGGAAGCGCAGCUUAGAGCUAAAGGAGUUAGAGUGACCGACGAAGAACUUGUGUCAUUGCUUGAUAAUAAAACUGAUAUUCAAAUUUUUACAGAUAAUAUUAUAGCGGAAACACAGGAGGCCAAGCGGAUUUUGGCCGAUAUUGAGGAAAGACACCAACAAUUGUUAAAGAUAGAAAGUAUGUUAUUAGAAGUUAGGGAUCUUUUUCUACAAAUGGCUAUAUUAGUAGAGGCACAGCAAGAUUUAGUAGAUCGAGUCGAAUAUCAGGCGCAUUUGGCACAAGAAUACGUUGCAAAAACUCCAAAGAUUUUACAUCGAGCUGCUAAACAUAAAAUACGAUAUUUAAAGUGUAAGAUUAUCUUUGGAAUCGUAAUUCUAGUACUGAUCGCAAUAAUAAUUAUAAUGCUGUUUAAGUAAACUAUAACCAGGUAAUAUUUUUUUUAAAUACAUUUUGAAACA
This is a messenger RNA of Diabrotica balteata, 1049 nucleotides long. NCBI's taxonomy places the organism in Eukaryota, Metazoa, Arthropoda, Insecta, Coleoptera, Chrysomelidae. The record is from the annotation of a GenBank genome assembly.